AUGGCAGGUCGUCAAACGGUUCAUCAGGAAUCCACCGCUGGUUUCACCGGUGCGAACUCACCCAUUACCCUUCCCGCCAUCAAUAAUGACAAGUCUUGGAAAAUCCCGUCCUACAUUUUUGCCGUUAUCACCAACUCGUGCCAAUUUCACGGUCGUGAUGACGAGGAUGCCCCAGCUCACAUCAGCCGCCUCACCCGCCUCUGCAGCACCUUUUCCAUUGAAGGUGCCAACCUUGACGCUCGCUUCCUCCUGGUCUUCCCAUUCUCACUCGCAGGCCGCGCAGCCACCUGGCUUGAUUCACAACCCGCGGGUACGUUUACCACAUGGGCCACCCUUCGAGAUGCCUUCCUUGCCAAAUAUUUCCCACCCGCCAAAGCAUCUCGUCUUCGUGAUCAGAUCCAUUCAUUCCGGAUGGAGCCUGACGAACCCUACCACCUAGCUUGGGAAAGAUUCCAAACCCUACUCUCUCGUUGCACUCAACAUGGGUUAUUUGAUUGGGCACUUGUAGAGAAAUUCUACAACGGUCUCACUCCAGAGACUCGAGCCCGUUUUGACACUUCAGCAGGAGGCCACCUCCUAGGUAAGAAAACAGUGGCCGAAUGCAAUGACCUUUUUGAGAGUUUCGCCCAUUCCGACAUUGAUCUAUGCCCCAUCAGCAGGACUUCCACUCCUGUGUCUAGUACUUCCUCGGCCGGUCGAGGAGUACACCAAGUUAGCUUGGAUACAUCGAUGGCCGCGACGAUGGAAAACCUUGAGAGAAAGCUUAAUAGUAGGAUGAACGAUUUAGAGAGGAGGUUCGAUAGGUGUGAGGUGUGUAGAGGGGGUCACGAUACUAUAGAUUGUCCCACACUCACUGUUGAGCAGGUAGAGUUCAUAGCCAAUAGAGGUCCAACGAACCCUUUCAACAAUUCAAAUUUAGGGUCCAAUUGGCGUAGUAACAAUAACACCUUCUGCUCUUCCGGUAAUCCCCCCGGUUUCCAAUCAAUUUCGAAUCAAAACAGGGGACAUGAUUAUUAUUCUAGUGGGGGUUCGAAUCAGCAGGGUCAGUUUGGUAGUUCAGGUUUAGUAGGUCAGUUAAAUAGUGGGGGGUCAAACAGUCAAAGUUCAAACAACCAAGAUUUGGGUAGUGGUCUAGAUGAGAUUAAAGCUAUGUUAUCCCAAAUACUAGUUAAGAAUCAAGCAACCGAAAGGGCCUUAGAAGCAACCCAAAGGGCCUUAGAGGCCACUCAAAGAACCUUAGAGGAUCAUUCCAUAUUUUUAAAGAACAAUCACUCCAACUUUUUAGACCUUCAAAGGCAAGUCAGUGACAUAAAUAGUCAAUUGCAAGAAAGGUCUUCCGGUCAGUUCUCGGGUAACGCCCAACCUAACACAACCAAUCAUCACGUUAAAGCUAUAUCUACUAGGUCGGGUCUAGAGUUAAGAGAGGUUGGUUCACCACCGGUUCGAAUAGAGGCAGUGGCAUCGGUGGGGGAGAGUAAAGGAUGUGAGAGAAUAGAGACAGAGAGGGAUCCACCCGAUAGGAGAGUAGAGGAUCUUGAAAAAAUAGUACAGUGUUUAGAAUCGAAGCUAGAAGCACUGAGUGAAGCUCAGUGUGGGGAUAGAUUUAGGUUUGAAACAUUUAAGUUCAAACCGCCUGAUGAUGAAUUGAGAGGUUGUGAGAGGUAUGAGGAGGUUUGGAGAGAUUCGGGUAAUCAUAGGUAUGAUGGUGCUACAGCCCGUGAGAUUUGGUACACAGGUGAGCCGCGUUUACAUGAUCCUCCGUGA
This is a messenger RNA of Helianthus annuus (common sunflower), 1764 nucleotides long. RefSeq lists its product as uncharacterized. The coding region runs from base 1 to 1764 and encodes 587 amino acids. NCBI's taxonomy places the organism in Eukaryota, Viridiplantae, Streptophyta, Magnoliopsida, Asterales, Asteraceae. The record is from RefSeq and is a predicted model, not a curated record. The transcript has 2 exons.